GUAGUUGACAGUUUAAAGUUUAAGAGUCAUAUUAACGUUUUUGGAUCAGCUGUUUGAUCGAAGCAUACGUACAUAUGUAUGUAUAUAUAUGUAUGCAUGUGUUGUGUCUGACUCGCUUAAGCUUUCCAGGCGAAAGCUCCUUCUCAGAAUGUCAGUUAGUUUGGUCAGUCAAGUGAGUUUUGCUAGGCGUGGAAUACGAUGAACGCGAACGGUAAAACGUGAACAUUCAAAUUUAAGUGGAAAGGUCCUAAGUAAUUGUUAAGUGAAAAAUAAAUCAAAUGUUGUUUAGCCUGGAUCUGUGGAAAGCAAAAACGCGUGCCAAGCUCAAUAAACUUUCUCUCUGCGCGUCUCUCCAUCGCGCUUCCAGUGAGAAAACUGUGCUGAUCGGGCUCACUUCCACGAUCGUCUGGCGUUUUGAUUAGUUUCGAAUUUGACUUAUAGCGACGCGGGUCGGCGCUCUCUCGCCAAACAAAAGCCACAAAAGUCACAAGCAAAGAUUUGAGGAAAUAUUUGCCCAAGGGGUCUCGUUCUACACCAAUAAUAAAGUGCCGCGAUAGAAGUGUGUGUGCCAUUGAUCAACAUUUUAAUAUUCGUAAAUUGCUUUUCUUAUGGUCUCACGAAACGUGUUCAUGUGGCGCCUCAAUUGAUUUGAUCUUAUUGUAUUAAUUAUCAAAGUGUUAAGUCUGCCAAACAAAAGCAUAUACAUACAUGAAGAAAUACAUAUACGUGCACAUAUGUACACACACUUAACCCACUGCCCAAGUCUCCCGCUUUUAGUGUGAGUGAUUCCACUGUAUACGGCUUGGAGUUCAAGCAGGGAGAAGUUGAGCCACAACUUCUGGCACUGGAUUACGAGCUUAAAUUAUUUUCAGCAGUUGCCGCAAACAUUUGAACACCCCAAUGACGAUGUGUACCGGCCGGCGCACUACGGCGGCUACGUCAACAGAGGCUACGAUGAUAUAGACAGUUCCUACUACUUUGCCCAGUUCGAGGCGAUGGCAGAUGCCAGCACCGUUGGAGGCGCCUUGCCGCCCUACGCACUCAGCAACUCGGACGACGAACGCGGCAGCGGGGAAGAGGACGCGUCGGGGGAGAACUCCAACAAUGAUGAGGGGGAGGUGUUCCCGGACUGCACGGACGAAGCGGCAGAGGAGCAUCAAAACCGCUGCUUGCCAGAAUUUCAGUUCUCCCUGGUGGAUUCUGAGUACGAUGAGACCCUCGCCUUUCCUGACUCGGUGACCAUCCUAUCCAACGUGGGCGACAAGCCGGUGCUGGUGGAGCGCAAGGAGACGGACGACGAUGAGGAGGAGUUUGACGACGAGGAAAACAACAGUGUAGUCCUGCGACACGAAAUACCAUUCACCAGCAUAUACGGGCCGAGCGUCAAGUUCAACUCGUUUCAGCGCAAGGUCUUCAUUCCCGGACGUGAGAUUCAUGUCCGGAUCGUCGAUACGGAACGCAGCGUCACCACCCAUCUGCUAAAUCCCAACCUAUACACAAUCGAGCUGACCCAUGGUCCCUUCAAAUGGACGAUCAAGCGGCGCUACAAGCACUUUAACUCGCUGCACCAGCAGCUCAGCUUUUUCCGCACCUCGCUCAACAUUCCCUUUCCCAGUCGCAGUCACAAGGAGAAGCGUACCACGCUGAAGGCCACUGCCAGAGAGAUGGCUGACGAGUCCACUUUGAAGGACCUUCCUUCCCACACCAAGGUCAAGCAGACUAGCACACCGCUGAGGACUGACGGCAGGAGCAGCAAAAUCGCCAGCAGUAACGGCAACAAUGCCAUGGCUAUCCUAAGUCCCAAUCACAGCUCCAUUCUGGCGGGUUUUACGCCGCGACGCAUUCAAAAGAAGCGCAAAAAAAAGAAGAAACGGAAGCUACCGCGGUUCCCCAAUCGUCCUGAGAGUCUGGUCACCGUGGAGAACCUGAGCGUCAGGAUCAAGCAGCUGGAGGACUACUUGUACAACCUGCUGAACAUAAGUUUGUACCGAUCCCACCACGAAACGCUAAACUUCGUGGAGGCGUCCAAUGUGUCCUUCGUUCCGGGAAUGGGCAUUAAGGGCAAGGAAGGAUUGAUUUUAAAGCGAACUGGAUCAACGAGACCGGGGCAAGCGGGAUGCAAUUUCUUCGGCUGCUUUCAAAAGAACUGCUGCGUGCGCUGCAACUACUUUUGCUCCGACGUAGUGUGCGGCACGUGGCGGAACCGAUGGUUCUUCGUAAAAGAGACCUGCUUCGGCUACAUCCGCCCAACAGACGGCAGCAUCCGGGCAGUGAUCCUUUUCGAUCAGGGCUUCGACGUGUCCACGGGUAUCUACCAGACGGGAAUGCGCAAGGGCUUGCAGGUGCUGACGAACAACCGUCACAUUGUGCUCAAGUGCUGGACACGGCGCAAGUGUAAGGAGUGGAUGCAGUACCUCAAGAACAUGGCCAACUCGUAUGCGCGCGACUUCACCCUGCCCAAUCCGCACAUGGCCUUCGCACCGAUGCGCGCCAACAGCCAUGCCACGUGGUAUGUAGACGGCGCCCAGUACAUGUCAGCCGUGGCCGACGGCUUGGAGGCAGCCCUCGAGGAGAUCUACAUUGCCGACUGGUGGCUCAGCCCCGAGAUUUACAUGAAGCGACCCGCCCUCGACGGAGACUACUGGCGUCUGGACAAGAUCUUGUUGCGAAAAGCCGAACAGGGCGUGCGUAUCUUCGUGCUGCUAUACAAGGAGGUCGAAAUGGCUCUUGGCAUCAACAGCUACUACAGCAAGUCCACGCUGGCCAAGCACGAAAACAUCAAAGUCAUGCGUCAUCCGGACCACGCUAGAGGUGGUAUUUUGCUGUGGGCCCAUCACGAAAAGAUCGUCGUCAUCGAUCAGACCUAUGCCUUCAUGGGAGGUAUUGAUUUAUGCUAUGGGCGUUGGGACGACCACCAUCAUCGGCUCACGGAUCUGGGAAGCAUAUCCACGGCAUCUUUUUCUGGCAGCGCGCGUCGAACGCCGAGCCUAUACUUCACCAAAGACGACACGGACUCAGCUUUCGGAUCACGAAAGUCGUCGCGGAAUGCCCACUACGAUAUGUCCGCCAAGGAGAGGCCACCGUCUUCACCCCCGCAGGAGCCCAGUACUAGCAUAGAGUUGAAAACUCUAAAGCCAGGUGAUCGCCUGCUUAUACCCUCUACGCUCGUUUCGAGUCCGGGCGACACUCCCGCUGAAUCGGGAAUCGCUUUAGAGGGAAUGAAACUCAACACCCCUGAAAUGGAGCGCAAGAACGUACUCGAUCGCCUGAAGAACAACGCGAUGAAGGGCGCCCGCAUGGGCAAGGACUUUAUGCACCGACUAACAGCCACGGAGGCGGAGGAAAAAUCAGCCGAGGUGUACACUAUCGAGUCCGAGGAUGUCACGGACCACGAAGUCAACCCUAACAUGGCUUCAGGUGGGGGGGAGGUGGCAAUUACCACUAGCAGCACACAAAUACUCAGUGAGUUCUGCGGCCAGGCCAAGUACUGGUUCGGCAAGGAUUACUCCAACUUUAUACUUAAGGACUGGAUGAACCUAAACUCGCCGUUCGUGGAUAUCAUAGAUCGAACAACAACACCGCGGAUGCCCUGGCACGACGUAGGUCUGUGUGUGGUGGGUACUUCCGCUAGGGAUGUGGCCCGCCACUUCAUCCAGCGCUGGAACGCCAUGAAGUUGGAGAAACUGCGCGAGAACACAAGAUUCCCCUAUCUGAUGCCAAAGAGCUAUCACCAAGUGAGGCUGAAUCCGACCCUGCAGCAAAACCGUCAGCAGCGGGUCACGUGCCAGCUACUUCGGAGCGUCUCCGCCUGGAGCUGCGGCUUUAUAGAGGCGGAUCUGGUGGAGCAGAGCAUCCACGAUGCCUACAUCCAGACGAUCACCAAGGCGCAGCACUACGUGUACAUCGAAAACCAAUUUUUCAUCACCAUGCAGUUGGGCAUGGGUGUGCCAGGCGCCCAUAACAAUGUGCGGAAUCAAAUCGGGGAGACACUCUUUAAGCGGAUUGUACGGGCGCACAAGGAACGUAAGCCUUUCCGAGUUUAUGUGAUUAUGCCGCUCCUUCCGGGCUUCGAGGGCGACGUGGGUGGCAGUACUGGGAUAGCAGUCAGAGCCAUUACGCACUGGAACUAUGCAUCCAUUUCCAGGGGACGCUCCGCAAUUUUGAACCGACUGCAGGAGAUGGGUAUUGCCAAUCCGCAAAACUACAUCUCAUUCCACAGCCUGCGCAACCAUUCCUUCUUGAACAACACACCCAUAACGGAGCUGAUAUAUGUCCACUCAAAGCUCCUGAUAGCCGACGAUCGUGUGGUGAUCUGUGGUUCGGCGAACAUUAACGAUCGCUCAAUGAUCGGGAAGCGGGACUCCGAGAUAGCGGCUAUCAUUAUGGAUGAGGAGUUUGAGGACGGACGCAUGAAUGGCAAGAAGUAUCCGAGCGGAGUGUUUGCCGGUCGCCUUCGAAAAUAUCUUUUUAAAGAACACUUGGGCCUCCUGGAAAGCGAAGGUUCCAGUCGGUCCGACCUGGACAUUAGUGAUCCUGUUUGCGACAAGUUUUGGCACGGCACCUGGCGUAGGAUUUCAACCCAGAACACUGAGAUUUACGACGAGGUCUUUAAGUGCAUCCCCACAGACUUUGUAAAGACCUUUGCCAGCCUUCGCAAAUACCAGGAGGAGCCGCCGCUUGCCAAGACCGACCCAGAGCUAGCUGCCAACAGGGCCAACGACAUUCAGGGUUACCUGGUCAACCUGCCAUUGGACUUCCUGAACAAGGAGGUCCUUACGCCGCCUGGAACUAGUAAGGAAGGGCUAAUUCCUACCUCUGUAUGGACAUAGUCUGCCAAAAGUCUCCAAGAGGCACCUAGAUUUUAGAAAGCUUUAGAAAACCUCUUAUCGCUCAACACCCACCAAAAGCGUUUUUAUUCAAUGUCAAUGUCAAGUCAUACAUUUUGUAAAUAGUGUAUUAAUAGAUAACUCUAACUACUUUUAAGUACAUGUAGUUAUUCUUUACCAAUAGUUAAUUUAUUUUACAGUGUUUGUCUAUGUCCUCAAGUAGAUUUUAGGUCCAUGUUAUUAUUUUGUAUAAUGUUAAACAGUAUUUAGACCGAUUUACAAAAGCUUUUUAAAGUGAUAUGAAGUGCAAAUGAAGAACUACAACA
Molecule: messenger RNA, 5152 nt
Organism: Drosophila erecta
Lineage: Eukaryota; Metazoa; Arthropoda; Insecta; Diptera; Drosophilidae
Gene: Pld
Product: phospholipase D2
Exons: 9
Coding region: 996-4829 (1277 amino acids)
Biological process (GO): cell motility; phosphatidic acid biosynthetic process; intracellular signal transduction
Molecular function (GO): D-type glycerophospholipase activity; phosphatidylinositol binding
Source: RefSeq, a predicted model, not a curated record